Messenger RNA from Phyllopteryx taeniolatus (common seadragon), 5670 nucleotides. Its product is annotated as cyclin-dependent kinase 5 activator 1-like. Gene Ontology annotation, biological process: activation of protein kinase activity; brain development; positive regulation of cyclin-dependent protein serine/threonine kinase activity. The record is from RefSeq and is a predicted model, not a curated record. Gene Ontology annotation, molecular function: cyclin-dependent protein serine/threonine kinase activator activity; protein kinase binding. Bases 1098 to 2105 code for a protein of 335 amino acids. Gene Ontology annotation, cellular component: cytoplasm; protein kinase 5 complex. Lineage: Eukaryota; Metazoa; Chordata; Actinopteri; Syngnathiformes; Syngnathidae. The transcript is spliced from 3 exons.
AAUCGAGCUGUAACGUAUCAGCGCACGGUACACCUUUGACAAAAGCAACGCAGCAAGCAUGUGUCGCGCCGCUAUUCUUAUCCAUCAUGUAUGUGUGUAUGACACAACGUGAUGCUUCUGCAAGCCUUGUGUGCUCAAAAGAGGAGGCGGGGUGUCUGUCUUGUUUCCAAGGCUUCCAUUUUGAAGCUAAGAUGGAUGCUUGCGCACAUUUUCUUUCUCGUACAUCUCCGUUCUUAUAUAAUACCGAUGAGCACCGGACGCCCCAGUCGGGCGGUAAAGGCUGCUGUACAAACCUUCAACUCUGGUGCAGGUGAAGGCUCCAACCGAAUGGGAAGGAGUUUGAUGCGUUCCGCAUGCACGAGGCUUUAUCAUCACCCCACGCAGCCAUUUUCUCCACUGCAAAAGGCAAAUCACUGCUCGCCUUUCAAUCCCAGGAAAACGUCGCUGGCUGGACUUGACCCCGCACGGGGGAUGAUUUUUGUCAUCAAUCGAGGAGCAAGCGGACUUCAAUGUGACGGCUGCACUCGUGACACACCGGGAUGCCAUUAUGGGGCCGUACAAAGAAGUCCUAUUUGCAUCAAAUGCAGACUCGAGUAGCGAUGACUGAUUAUGUGGUGGUUUACUCCCUUGACUUCAGAACACACAGUGUGGCUUUAAUUCCCACUCGGCGCAUUUGGCCAAAUUCCAAUCGCAUAUAAGGACUGUUGCUAAUGGGGACCGGAUUUGGGGAUUUCUUUGACCAACCGGUGGCAUUUAUCACCACAUGGCCACCGUCGUACCGCUAUUAGUGGAUUACUGAUUGAAAACGCAAAAUGUUCUUUUGGCGCAUCGCAGUGCGUGGCCUAGUGGUCUGCACACCCGCCUCACAGUCCCGACAGAGGUCCAGGUUCGAAUCCCGGCUCAGGCCCUCAGUGUGGACUUUGCCGGCUUCCUCUUACAUUCGCAAAACAUGCGCGUUAGGUGAAUGAAAGACUCUCAAUUGUCCAUAGAUCGUCCAAGGCGAGUGGCUUCGGUUCUUUUCCAAACAAGGAGGUUUCCUCUCACUACUGCAAAGCACCAGUGCUCCGUCACUCUGCUGCUGACCCUCGCCAGGCGUCAUGGGUACAGUGCUGUCCCUCUCCCCGAGCUACCGCAAGGCAGCCCUGUUCGAGGAUGGCCCGGCUACAGUGGGUCACUACACGGCGGUCCAGAACAGCAAGAACGCCAAGGAUGCCGCGGCAGCCGCUGCCAAAUCCCUCAAGCGCCCCUCCAUCAUCAGUGUGUUGCCGUGGAAACGUAUUGUGGCCGCAUCAGCCAAGAGAAAGGGCUCCAAGAAGCUGCAGUCCGACGGCGGCGACGGCGGGAAAGGAUGCUCGCCGGACGCGGAUGACGUCAUCACCUCUAAUUCGGCGUCUAACAGCUCGAAGCUGAAGAAGUCUCAGUCCUGUGCAAAUCUUGCCUCUUAUUCUUCCAGCCAGGAUCCCUCGGCCACCACCUUGACUACCUCCUCCCACCUCCCGACCUCCAAGACCCUGAUUAACGUAGCUACUGUCGCUGCCAAAAAGAAUUCCCUAACUGGCUCUGGGAUCCAGCCUUCGACUGCGGUCGGUACACCAAAGCGUGUCAUUGUUCAGGCCUCCACCAGCGAGCUGAUGCGCAGCCUCGGCGAGUUCCUGUGCCGCCGUUGUUACCGUCUAAAGCGUCUCUCGCCGACCGAUCCCGUGCUGUGGCUGCGCAGCGUGGACCGCUCCCUUCUCCUUCAGGGCUGGCAGGAUCAGGGCUUCAUCACGCCGGCCAACGUGGUCUUCCUCUACAUGUUGUGCCGCGACGUGGUCUCCGCCGAGGUGGCCUCGGAGCGCGAGCUGCAGGCCUCGCUGCUCACGUGUCUCUACCUGUCCUACUCCUACAUGGGCAACGAGAUCUCCUACCCGCUGAAGCCCUUCUUGGUCGAGGCCGAGAAGGAGGCCUUUUGGGACCGCUGCCUGGAGAUCAUCGACCGCAUGAGCGGCAAGAUGCUCCAGAUCAACACCGACCCGCACUUCUUCACCCAGGUGUUUGCUGACCUGAAGAACGAGAGCAAGAAAGAAGAGGAGAAGACCAAACUCUUUAUAGGCCUUGACCGAUAAAAGGAGGAGGAGAGAACAGAGGGAUGUGGCAAUGGAGGGCUGUGAUAUGGAGAGGGCAGGCGGGCUACUGGAACGAUGGUGUUGUCUGGCGUCUCCAACGCUUUACGGUGCUGUACACCAGUCUGCCAUCAAGCACGAGCGGGCGCAGAGUCUCACGGGGCGCCGAAAUACAAAUUCAUAUUGAGAAACGUAGUGCCUCAUUUAAAGGCCGCGCUUAUUACUACGUGUGCUAAACAUACUUCAAUUCUUGUGGUUGUUAAUUAUUGGAAUAUCCGCUCGGUGGAUUCAAUUGCCUCCGAUGACUUUCGUGCCAGUUGAUAUCUCGAGGGAUCGAAGGUCAAAUCUUACAGUCUCACUGGCUCGAUACGUUUUGGGCCUAAGCGGUUGUUCAAUUUGACAUUGACGAAGACUCGGCUGUUUGGCUGGAUGUCAUUUGAAAAAGGGAACGAAAUGGCAGCUUGUGAUCCCGUGCCAGUGCCAGUGCCAGUGCCAGCGGUUUCCUUUUGGACUAAAAGAAGUUCGAAACGCCAGACAACAUUCAUUUAAGAAGUAACGGUGAAUAAUAGCAACUUGGAAAUACAGGAUAUUGAUACAACAUCGCAUGAGCUCACGUCAUACAUCGUUGCACGCGACCACAUGCUUAUGGCCAACUCCACUUCACCUUAUUCCUAUUCUCGUGCCGAAGCUUAUUCCGCUCGUCAACGCUGGCUGUCGGGCCCACGGCCGAAACUUUAAACGCAUACGAUCCCAAAAAACAUAUCUGUAUUUGAUAUACUCGUCGUGGCAUCGUACUUAAGAAGGGUAUUAUUAGUCAAAGGUGCUUGGAAGUAAUACGGAAAGAGCACACAUUUAGUCAGCCAAACGGCCCAGCGGUAAAUGGCUGGCCCAAAACGCAGCGGAAUGCAAUACCCAAUCCUCCCGAAUGGGCUUUUAUAGAAUAACUCCCCAACCCCGCGCACUUUCUCCCGUAUCGGUGCUGGCGUGAAUGACAACAGGAAAGAAAGCUUUUACAUUUGAUAGAAAAGUGUGAACGUUAGGAAGAAAACGUCGUUAACCACCGGCCUGUUUGAACAUCGGCUGACACUUCAAGCGUGGACGUCCGCUCUUUUUUCCCCCCUAAAUGCUGCCGCCAAGAAAGUGAAACCGCCCCCGACUGUCGCAAACAACGGAUGUGGACGCAGAUUCAAUUCUAAGCCGAGUUGAUUUUCGAAAGGCGUGCGAGGGCUCGAGCAGCUUGUGGUGAACAAAAGUAUGAAACAAAAUGGAAGGAAAGCUGACAUUUGCCUCCCUGUUGCAGGCUUAACACCUUUGACUUUCUACAGCAGUGUGUGGGAGUGAGUGUGGUACUUUUGCACAAACAUUUCAACCGUGGGGUAAGUAAAACGCCUCGUCCACCGCUGAACUUUAGUCCAUAGUCGUGCCAUACUCAUAUUCAUAUUCAUAUUCAUAUUCAUACUCGCCACAGUGUGUACCAGUCACGAGGUAGCCAAAGUGUGAAGCCUCCAUUGUUUCAUCCCGCAUCACUUUUAUGCAGUCUAUUGCUCCUGACACAUACACGUACACGAAGUGCACAUAUUCCCUUUCUGAGCUUCACGCAUUCAGCCAAUUGCAUGCGUGCAUGUACAGCUUCGUAGGCAUGCAGCUUUCGGCUGAGCAUUCGCAGAUAAACUCCCGGUCACGGCAUCCGGUGACCAUUGCAGUGUCCCUGUGGAUGCCGACGCGCGUCGAUUGUGCUAAUGAGACAACACGGACACAUCGUCAAGUUCUAAAGGCGGCUUUGUCAUUCACUUCUGUAAAACCUGAAACUAUAGUAGCUGCUUUCACAGUUUGUAUAAAACAGGGACGGACGUGGCUGAAAUAUUCUCUCUCUCUCGUCAGCGGACUGUUCUGAACGUGAUGCAAAGUGUCAUAUUAAGCAGAAUGACGCUGCAGUUUUCGUGUUGGCGUAAGCACGAGCCGGCGUGUCGCUGAGACAAUGCAAGGCGCAGUUCAUCAACAAUCGAGUCCAAACAAUUGCCACACUUCCCAAUGAUUUAGUCACCCAUCCCUACGAACCCAUUCCCACCAAUUCCACUCGAUGAUCAUUUCCCAGAGGAGAUGAAUUAUUCCCUUCCUUUAGAUGAUCUCCGUUAGCAUCCAUCCAUCAACAAAUGUAUUUUCCGGCCUCAAACAGAGCAUCUUGCGUGACACAAUUCCAAAAUACGCUAUCCGAUAGCAAACCUUAAAGAAACAUCCAAAACACCUUUUUAAUGUCGAAACGUUUCGCUGCUGUGAAAGUUAAAUCCCAAUGCAAACCUUCGCAGUUGCUUGGCGUGCGUCCGUCCACAAAAUUGAACGCAUUCAGCGUUGUAUGUGAUGACGCCGAUGACAACGGAUUGAGCAUGCCGUAAAGACAAUGUAGCCCGGAAUCGGACCUCAUGUGACAUUUAAUGACUCCGCGGUGGACACACUUGUGCACAUCGCCUUCCGCUUCUGCUCCUGAUGGAAAACAAGUAGCAUUUCUCUUCACAGCAGCGGCUUAGAGGAUAUGAUGCUUAAUGACACAACUCGCAGUAGGUUUGGACAAGAUGAUAUCAUUGCAGCCUUACUGAUACAUUCAAUGAUGACUCCGAGAUUUGGUGAUGAGAAAGGAUUUCAAAUGUCAAUCAGUAUUUUUCUAUAGUAUGCCGUGAUUCCAUUAUCAUUCAAAGUCGGAACUGUAGUACUAAAUAAUGAUAAGGUAAGAGCUACAUCCUUGCAACCAUUUUAUACACCUCCAUUUGCAAUCCAUUUCUCCCGAUGUUUGAUAUCUUGGCCCUGGAGCUUUUCCGUAUAGCUACUAGGCAAAUACAAUACAUGGUGUAGGAAAAGGAAUCCAAUCUGCCGGUAUCUACAAAUGGUAGCGCAUCGUAUUUAUGGUUUAUAUUCGAGCAGAUGAACACACCUUUGAAUGAUUUCUUCUUUCUAUGUACUCGGACAGGCGAAUUGUGGAUGGAGAAUCCAACGCGAUGCGCUUACUUUCCUUGAACAUGUUCUCCAGCACAUGAAAACACACUAUUGACUCUUUUGUGCAAUGCAGAUUCAGGAAAAAAAAAAAAAAAAGAAAAAAAGAGUGGAUGAUGGUGAUGAUGAUGAUGAUGAUGAUGACGAUGAUGAUGUGCAAAAGAAAUGGAAUGCGGAAAUUCUUCACAAAUGGAAUCCUGAAAGGGAUUCCACCUGCUUUGGUGCAACCGGCGAGGACACGAUGAACGCCACAAGGAGACCGGCAACAUUCUUAGCUUGUGACUUGCUUGACACCCCUCCAACCCCUCCCGAUCACGUCUCAUCAAAUAUGUGCCAUAUUUGAUCUUGCAACACGUACAAGACAAAAACUAUUGUGUCAUGAUGGUGAUAGACUUAAUGUUUUUUUUUGGGUGAAGCAUAUUGUGUAACAAGAAUCUUUGUUCAAGUUUAAUGCUACUAGUGUUACUGGAAUACUGAUGCUGCAGUCUGUUACUAUGUGGAUGUGUGAGUACGUAUGCAAGAAAGAACAAAUUGGGCAGCAGUUACAGGUACUUUGUAUAAAAAAAAAAACAUUUACAAGCAA